Molecule: messenger RNA, 1641 nt
Organism: Cucurbita moschata (crookneck pumpkin)
Lineage: Eukaryota; Viridiplantae; Streptophyta; Magnoliopsida; Cucurbitales; Cucurbitaceae
Product: aminoacylase-1
Exons: 5
Coding region: 69-1409 (446 amino acids)
Biological process (GO): amino acid metabolic process
Cellular component (GO): cytoplasm
Molecular function (GO): aminoacylase activity
Source: RefSeq, a predicted model, not a curated record
AUCAUAUGAAUUUCUCCUGAAAUUUAUGAGUUGUGAGUUGUGGUACUGAGCUAAGUGCCGAUUGAACCAUGAAUUUCAAAUCUCUUAAUCUUCUUCUCCUAUCCAUCACAACCCUUUUCUUGUUUCUCUCAAUUUCUACAGCCGAAGAAGAUCCAUUAUCUUCCUCUUCAAUCGUAUCAAGAUUCCAACGAUACCUUCAGAUCAACACCGUUCAGCCCAAUCCCCAAUACUAUGAAGCAGCCGAUUUCCUCAUUUCUCAAGCCAAAUCGCUCUCCCUUGAAUACCACACCGUCGAAUUCGUCGUGGGCAAGCCUCUCGUCCUCCUCAAAUGGCCUGGUUCGAACCCUAAUCUUCCUUCGAUCCUUCUCAAUUCGCAUACCGAUGUUGUUCCAUUCGAGCAUCACAAAUGGACGCACCCUCCUCUUGGAGCUCAUAUCGAUUCCCAUGGAAAUAUCUAUGCCAGAGGGUCUCAGGAUAUGAAGUGCGUUGGGAUGCAAUACCUCGAGGCUAUUCGGCGUUUGAAGGCUUCUGGGUUUGAGCCUGUGCGAUCUGUUUACUUAUCUUUUGUUCCAGAUGAAGAAAUUGGUGGCCAUGGUGGUGCUGAGAAGUUCGCUGAAUCUGAUGAGUUCAAGAAGUUGAACGUCGCCAUUGUUCUUGAUGAAGGAUUGCCUUCUCCGGGUGAGAAUUAUAGGGCGUUUUAUGGGGAGAGGAGCCCUUGGUGGCUGGUGAUCAAGGCAGUGGGAGCGCCUGGCCAUGGAGCUAAGCUUUAUGAUAAUGCUGCGUUGGAGAAUCUGUUCAAAAGUAUUGAGAGUGUGAGAAGGUUCAGAGCUUCUCAGUUUGAUUUGUUGAAGGCUGGUUUGAAGGCUGAAGGAGAGGUGGUCUCUGUCAACAUGGUGUCCUUAAAAGCUGGGACUCCAUCUCCUACUGGCUUUGUUAUGAAUCUGCAACCAUCCGAAGCUGAGGCUGGUUUUGACGUUCGCCUCCCACCGACUGCAGAUCCAGAGUCUCUCGAGAGACGAAUCACAGAGGAAUGGGCACCAGUUUCUCGUAACAUGACAUUUGAGUUUAAGCAAAAGGAGUCUAUUUACGACAAGUUCGGGAAACCAGCUCUCACCGCUAUCGACAGUUCAAACCCGUGGUGGAAUCUUCUUGAAGAAGCUGUGAGCAAUGCUAAUGGGAAACUUGGAAACCCAGAAAUCUUUCCCGCUUCAACCGAUGCCCGGUACUUUCGAAAUCAAGGUCUCCCUGCGAUCGGCUUCUCUCCAAUGGCGAACACUCCUAGUCUUCUUCAUGACCAUAAUGAGUUUCUGAACCAAGCUGAGUAUUUGAAAGGCAUCGAGGUGUACGAGUCAAUAAUCAAGUUUUAUGCUUCUUACGUCGGUCGCGACAACUUCAAAGACGAGUUAUAAGAAAGCAGCAAAACAGUGUCGGUCAAUCCAUCGAGCAUUCAUCGACAUUGUUCGGAUUUGCUGUGUGUCGAUCUGGAAGGAAAGGGAUCCAUUUCUGUUCCAUAAAUAAGGUCCAUUCAUGUAGUUUCAAGAAUCAGAAUUUGUGCUUUACUUGAAUUAUGAACAGUACUCAUCACUUUUGUUAAGGUCUUUGAUUUUUUUUUGGAUUUCAUAGGUGGAAAAGAAGUUCUUU